Molecule: messenger RNA, 1473 nt
Organism: Linderina pennispora
Lineage: Eukaryota; Fungi; Kickxellomycota; Kickxellomycetes; Kickxellales; Kickxellaceae
Product: mitochondrial carrier
Exons: 1
Coding region: 71-1423 (450 amino acids)
Biological process (GO): mitochondrial L-ornithine transmembrane transport
Molecular function (GO): L-ornithine transmembrane transporter activity
Source: RefSeq, a predicted model, not a curated record
UCCAGAGUGACUGUUUUUCGACUUUCUUUUAGGGGACAUUUCCAGCCGGUACAUUGGGGACUCGGGGCAAAUGAACAUUGGUCCGCCGCUGCAGGCCAACGAAACCACAUACACAGAAACUGAAGCCACCAGCAGUAAUGCGCCACAGACCCAGCUCACGCGCAAGCAGGCGGGGGCAGUCGGCGCAACCACAUCAGCGGUACGCGGCCUGCUUCUCCAACCGCUCUACCUCUGGUAUCGUACACCGCUCAAACUGUUUCGCCCCUUGCGUGUCGACUAUUUGGCUACAGCCCGCGCGCUGCUGCCACAAGAGGUGCUGUCACGGCGAGUCAGCCUACGCGGGUCGUCGCUGGGCAUGAUUACUAACGCCGUGAAGCAGCGCGGGUGGUCGUUUUUGCCGCGGUAUGUGAUUCAGCCGAUGCUGGCCAACUGGAUUGUUGGAUUCACGCUAUUCACAACGUAUACAGCAGCUUUGCCCUCGGCGUAUAUGGCAGCAUCGAGCCAGUACUCGAUCAACAGCCAGGAGCAGCUGCCAUGGUACCCGCCAUUUGUUGCUGGUGCGGCAGCUGGCCUGGCACAGUCAGUGGUAGCAACACCGCUUGACUCGCUGCGCGUGAGGUUCGAGGUUCAGGAUAUGGUCAACGGGCGGUACCACAGCUGGUGGAGCUUUGUGAAGGGACAGCUGUCGGACGAUGGCUGGCGAGGUCUGUAUCGUGGAUUCAAACUCACUAUGCUGAAGGACGUGGCCGGGUAUGCUGGAUUUUUUGGGCUGUUUGAAUGGAUCAAAAACGAGACUAUCGAUUUAUACCGCGACCUGAUUCGGGUAGCGUGCACAGCCGACAUUUUCGAAUCCGACUCUGAUAUACAGAGGCUAACCAGAGAACGGGCUGCGGAGCUGCGCGGGCUGCUGAAUCAGGAUCCAGAGAUGAUCGAGGCGCAGGGGUGGAUCAUCCGCAAUCCGAUAUUUGUACUGCCCGCGCUGUUCCUGCCGCCCAUUCUUGGGAAGCCGGCCUGCGUGCUGUUUGCUGGUGGUGUAGCCGCCUUGGCGUACCAGGCGAUUGACUACCCUCUGGAGCAGUUCCGUGCUCAGUUGUACUCGGAGGUGGCCAGUGGUGAGGUGAUGAAGCAAAAGGUGUCAAGACAUUUUCUGGUGGGCGUCAAAAAUGCACACAGCACCAAAGGCAUGCCGUGCUCGCUACCGCCAGGCAGAAUUAUCGCCCAAAUCACACCGUACCGGGUAGCAUGGCGGUCGCUGAAAGACGCUGCAACCAGGGAGUAUCCACGGCCGGUAAAGAGCGAGCUGUUCAAGAGCGCUCUGGCCAUUCGUAGUCUGUAUAACGGGUGGGCAGGUGUGGCGUUGCGAUCGAUCCCGGCAGCAUCGCUGGGCCUGGUUGCAUACGAGAUGCUGAAGAGCCAGUUAUAGGACGAUGCCCAUUUUGUUAGAUCACUGUAGAAUACACAUGAAUGCCCGUG